Messenger RNA from Durusdinium trenchii, 2688 nucleotides. The record is from the annotation of a GenBank genome assembly. NCBI's taxonomy places the organism in Eukaryota, Dinophyceae, Suessiales, Symbiodiniaceae.
AUGGACCCCAGACACGCGGAGCCACUGCGUCAGGAUCCCUGGCAGUGCGACCUGCUGGUGAAUAAACUUCAAAUCCAGGCCACUGAGGUCCGCUUCAAGCAUGAGACCGACUUUGUGAAAGCCAGGCUUCUGCAGCCCUACCGGGAUUGCACCACCUGCUUGCGAGAGCUCCCGCGGCCAGACACCAAGCUCAAAGAGACGGUAAGCCGGACACUGCUUUGGCAGGUGAAGGAGGAAGAGCUGCACAUCAAGGCUGGCUUUGGAACAGUGGAGCAGAUCGUCAACAUGAACCUGGAGAACAUGGCCAAGGUCCUGGAGCUUUACGAGCCCUUCAAGUUCUUGUUGAUUGAGGAAGAGCGCACCACAAGCUUCUUCGAGGAUCAAUCCAAUACGCGGGAGACCUUUGCCGCAUAUCUUCAUCACCUGAGGGACACGAUCCGCCAGCUGCGAGAGCAGUGUCCCAACAUCCUGCAGAUGCAGCUCAUGCGAGUCGAUGCCACCGAGGUGAACCAAAAGCUGGAGCAAUGCGCGGAAGAUUGCAUCGCCAAGUUGUUGAAGUCCUUAGCCUUGAGAAACCAGGAUCGCUCUGCACGCCUUGUGAAGCAGUUUGAACACCUCAAUGGGCGCAUCAUGCGCCAGCCCGAGAACGAGGAACAGUUGGUGGAGCUGGAACUGGCUGUGGAAGAGGCGAAGGCCAAGACUUUGCCCAACCUGUUGGAGGAGUACGAGGACAUCAAAGCAUGGCUGUUCCUCACAUGGGAUGAGGACCAUUUGCUGGUGGAAGAGGACUACAAUGCCAUUUGGGCUGCUUCCCAGUGGAAGACGUACGGCGACAGCAUCGCCGAGCGCGAGCGUGAUCUGGAAAUGGAUCGCAUGAGCAUCGAGGGUAAGUUGAUCUCCAGAAGAACGGAUGUGACCGAGGAGUUGACCAACCUCAUGAACAGUGUGAACAAGUUCAAAGACAAAGGUCAAGUGCGUUACCUUGAGGAAUAUUUGGAUGACCUCAGCAGUAUCAAAAAGAAUUUGGCAUCACUCCAGGCUCUUUUGCUGCACGAUUUUCCUGAAGAGGUCCAGCAGUUCGACUGGGCGCGGUGUGAGCGAAUCCAGUACGAGGAGGAGCUGGUGGGUUGGGAACCUGGUGAGUUUGAGCUCAACGAGGCCCAUAGCGCGGUGGAGCCCUAUGACAAGCUAUGGACUUUGGUCUAUGAGCACCAGAAGGCGAGCCAGCGCUGGACACGAAGCCCCCUCUUCUCGGGCGAGCUGAAGCCAGAGACCGCGGAAUCCGGCGGAUUCGGACGUGGGGUGUGCCGGCGAUGGGGCGAGGGAAGGGAAGUGGUUCGAAAGGCGAGGUGGCGGCUGUCCUUUAAGCUCAAAGCCACCUUUGAACAGGACAAGCUCACCAAGCCAGCCAAGGUGGCGGAAAAGGUGAAGAAUGACUUGGAUGCCUUCAAGGAGAACGUACCCCUCUUGCAUGCGCUGUGCAACCCCGGGCUUCGGGAGCGACAUUGGACAGAGAUCUCCAAUGUCAUUGGCUUUGAGAUGGGGCCGGAUCCCACACUGACCCUCAACAAGGCCUUGGAUCGAGAUAUUGGCGCCUAUGUGCAGAAGAUUUCCGAGAUCUCUGAGAGCGCGGCCAAGGAGUAUCAGAUCGAGAGUGGCUUAGAUCCUUGGAGUCGAACUCAACCACGCCGUGACACAUCCUUGCGAGCGGUGGAAUCGGCGGUGUGGCAGGAGGAUGGGAUGAUCAAAGAAUGGGAACCGGUCAUCAUGGAGUUCAAGGAUUGGGGCACCACUGGAACCUACAUUGUGGCAGGCGCUUCCAUUGAUGAGGUCCAGACCUUGCUGGACGAUCAUGUCAUCAAGACUCAGACCAUGAAGGGCUCGCCCUAUGCGGCAGAGUUUAAGGAGCGAUUAGAGGACUGGGAGAAGUACCUGACAGGCGUCCAGGACAUCGUGGAUGUAUGGUUGAAGGUGCAGGGCGUUUGGCUCUACCUGGAGCCAAUCUUCUCCUCAGAGGACAUCAUGCAGCAGAUGCCCACCGAGGGUCGCCUCUUCCGCGAGGUCGACGGCACCUGGCGUCAGAUCAUGGGCUCCUGUGUGGCGGCGCCCAAGGCUUUGGAGGUCUUCAGACAAGAUAGCUUCCUGGAGAACCUCCAGGCUGCCAACGACAAGCUGGAAACCAUGCAGAAGGGACUGAAUGAUUACCUCGAGACCAAGAGGCUUUUCUUCCCUCGUUUCUUCUUCCUGUCCAACGACAACUUGCUGGAGAUUUUGAGCGAGACGAAGGAUCCCAAGCGUGUGAAUGCGCAUGUGAAGAAGUGCUUCGAAGGCAUGCAGAGCCUCCAAUUCGAGGAGAACCUCAACAUCUCCGGCAUGGUGUCACCCGAGAAGGAAGUGGUUCCCAUGACCACCUAUGUCGACCCGGUGGCUGCGAAUGGAGCGGUGGAGAAGUGGCUGGUACAAGUGGAAGAUGCCAUGUUGGAGUCCAUCCGCGAUCAGUCUUUUCAGUCCCGCGAUGACUACGUCAACACGAGCUUUGUGGACUGGGUUCAGAAGUGGCCAGGGCAAGUGGUCAUUGGCAUUUUCAACUUGUUCUGGACCGCCGAGGUGAAUCAGGCAGGUUUCAGCCAGCCCGUUCAGCUGCAUGAGACCCUCAGAGAGCGAAGUGCAGAAGUUGCUGCAAGCUGA